AUGAAACUCGCAAUUUAAACAGCAUUGAAUAACAUUUCAAAACCAUAAGUUGGUAACGAGAUUACAUCUUAUAUGCAAAAUGUGCUUCAAUUUAGAGGAUUACUUUAGCCUUAAAUUGAAUCAGUUUAUAAGCAAUUUAGAAAAGAAAUUUCAACACUAAAUGAUAAUUAAAAAUAUGAUUUGGCUGAUUCUUUAAUGAGAGAGCAGUUCGGAGAGGAUAAAAGGUUUGGUUUGAUGAUAGCCGAGAAAAUUGAGUUUGAUCUUCCAAGGAUAAAACAGACUGAACAUUGGUUCUUGGAAGGUUUCAUUUAGGAUUGGGGAACUUCAGAUAUCUAUUGUAGUAGAGUUUUAAAGCCUUUUGUAUAGGACAAGGAAAAUGCUAAGUUAAUGAUUGAAUGGUCAAAAUGCAAUAACUUAUGGAUGAGAAGAUCUAGUUGUGUAGGAUUUAUAUUUUUAGUCAAUAAAAAUAAAUGUGAUUUAAAGAUGCUAUUUGAUAUUUGCUAAGAAAAUAUCAUUCAUUAAGAGAGAUUUAAUUAAUUAGGAACUGGCUGGUUAUUGAGAGAACUAUCAUAGGUUGAUUUGAAACAGGUAAUUUAAUUUAUAGAGAAAAAUCUACAAUAUUUUAGUAGUGAGGGCUUGAGAUAUGCUUAUGAAAAAAUGGAUUAGCCUUAAAAAGAUUACCUAAGAGAUCUGCUUAAUCAAUAUAAGAAAUAAUAACGAAGGUUAAAGAAGUUAUGA
Messenger RNA from Paramecium octaurelia, 738 nucleotides. NCBI's taxonomy places the organism in Eukaryota, Ciliophora, Oligohymenophorea, Peniculida, Parameciidae. The record is from the annotation of a GenBank genome assembly.